This is a messenger RNA of Solanum pennellii, 1188 nucleotides long. Its product is annotated as CASP-like protein 4A4. The record is from RefSeq and is a predicted model, not a curated record. NCBI's taxonomy places the organism in Eukaryota, Viridiplantae, Streptophyta, Magnoliopsida, Solanales, Solanaceae. Bases 119 to 742 code for a protein of 207 amino acids. The transcript is spliced from 3 exons.
CUAGUUAGUUAUCUCUAUGCAAAUUUGCUCAAUUGGCUGCAAAAGAAUCCCAGACUUUUUGGUCAAAUUGUUCUCUUGAGUAUAAUCAUUUGCUAACAGUUGAGAAAAGGAGAGAACUAUGAAAGAAGAAGGUAAUGUGAUGGUGACUGCUCAGACAAUCAUAUCUGGUGCUUCUCCUUCUCCUACAUUAACUCCACACUCACCAGCUACACAACCACCUUUGCCAACACCAUCACCAUAUUCGUUCUCAGUGGCAUCGACAAGGUUGAGAUCAAGGCCUUCUAUAUAUGCAUAUGAUCUUGCCCUUAGAUCACUGGCACUUCUGUUCUCUUUCAUAUCUGCUCUUUCACUAGCUGUACCAUCACCAACAAGGACAAAACGAGGAACGAUUUCAAAAUUCUGUGACAACCCACAAUUAACGUACUGCUUCAGUGUGAGUGUAUUAGCUUUUAUCUACUCAGCUUUUCAACUCUUCAAAAGAGUUUGUGACAUCGCUUAUAGAGGUGUCUUGAUCUCCGAUAAGACCUCUGACUAUCUCAGUUUCAUACUCGAUCAGUUGACAGGUUACCUCCUCGUGUCCUCUUCUUCAGUAACUAUACCAGUCAUUCAGGAGAUGGACAGCCAAGCCUCUCUCUGGAAGGCAGCUAUUCUUGCUGUUUGCAUGUCAUUUACUGCUUUCAUGGUCCUUGCGGUGUCUGCACUUUUAUCAGGCUACAAACUGUGCAAAAGGAUCAUAUGGUGAUGAACUGGGAAUUGAACGUGCAGCCUUCAACUCCAGGAUUGACAAAGCAACCGUAGUGUAAAAUGGGACAUGAUUUCUUCGAUCUGCUUGAAGCAUCACAAGAAGCAAUUGGGUGGCAGAUACCAAAUAUCCUCUACUACACUAAUGGUCCGGUAGAAGUUGAUAACAGUAAGAAGAGGGUUUCAGAAGUUUAUAGCAAAGAAUAGAAAUAUUUUUGGUAGAAAAUAUCCAUAUGCACUAUGAAUUGUUGUGCCACUGCCAUGGUGAAUGAACAGUAUAAGUAGUAACAAACUAGUUUGAACUUCCUUGCUUCGAAGUAACAGAAACUUACAGUUCUCUUUCUACAGAUAAUGUUUUACUUCUUCACUUAGGCCAAGAAGAUAAUAACAGUGUAAUGUAUAAAAUUAUAAAUACUAUAAAACACUGGCUGUUCCAUAUAACCAAAA